AUGGCUGCUGCUGCUCGGAAGGACGAAUCCCCUGAGCAUAUCGGCGGUCCCAACAGAGAAUGUUGCCGCUCGGGCUGCUGUCGAGAGGGCUGGAAGUGCGGCGACAACGGCAUGUGCAAACCGCCACUUCCAGCCACUACCAACCCGACCACCAUUGCAACUCUCACCAAGUCUGACCCUGUCUCUCUUACCACCGACCAGGAUGUGUCGGGCACUUCAUCGGGAAGCUUUCAACUCCCCUCUGCGAGCAUGAUAGAGGACGAACCGAUGCCGGGACUCACUACCUCCCUGGGCUCGUCAAACACGCCCCCUAAGGUGACCAGCAUAGAGUUGCCUGGUACAGACCUACCUGGUACAUCUGUGUCUGGUACGGACGUGCCCGGUACGGAUGUGUCCAGCACAGGUGGCCAAGAUGCCACUUCCUUGACCCCGGAUAGAACUGAAACUGGUAUUCCAAUCGUCACCACCAACUCGGAUGGUCAAGUCACGACUUCUCCUAAGCAGACUAUUGAUCCUAGUAUGCAUAUCCCCAGCACAGUCAUUACCAACCCAGACGGCCAAGUCACCACCAUCCGUCCCAACGAGCCGAGCACUGUCACUACUGGAACAGGCAGUGAGGUGCCGACAGUUCAACCAGAUCAGUCUAGCGAGCCGGGUGCGCCCGGCGAGGGUGCCAUUGGCACAGAUUCCCGGGUUUCCACUACUCUUCCUCCUAGUAACACGGAAACCGCAACCCGUACGGUUAUUACCGACCCCAAAGGGCCAUUGUCUAUUGUUCUUCCUCCCGGUGAAACUGAGACAGGCAUCGACACACCCACGAUCUUUAGCAACCCCGAGGGUCAGGUCUCUACUAUCAUGCCCUCAGAUGAAACUGGUACUGGUACUGGCACUGCUACCGUCACUAACGAUCCCACGAGCCAGCCUUCUUCCGUUCUCUCCGGAGGCGAAACGGAGGCUGACACUUCUCCUAUCAUCACCAAUUCCAGCGGCCAGCCCACAACCGUCGCAGUCCCAGACGGAACUAGUGCUGGGACUGACACCGUCACCACUGGCCCCAACAACGGCCAGGUUUCACCCGGCGUUCAGCCUGAGACUUCUGAGUCUGGAACGGCGAUGCAAACUGUCACUACUGGCCCUGCCGACCAGUCAUCAAGUCUUGUACCAUCUGACACACCAGCCAUCCCGGAGACGACACCCAGUGGCGAGCCAGCGACAACGGACGGCACAACCACUGAGAAUCUGAACACUGGUAAUCAACAGGUCACUAGCUCAGGCGAUACUCUCACUGAACCCACGGGUUCGAGCGACGAAGUCACAACUGCCCCUGAGCCUACUGGUGGCCAAACGACUAUCCAUUCGGAUGACCAACCCACUAGCCCGUCAGAUGGCCAAAUCACUACCCCAUCAGAUGGCCAGACCACAGUAGCCCCAGAGCUGACAGAGACAGAGAAUGGCGGUCUCGUGAUCGUCCCAGUCACGACACCGGUUCCUAACGUUGAGUGUGACGACAACGGUAUCAAGAUUCCCUGCGACAUAUGGUUCUUCAACCUCUGCAUUGCUCCAAUUGAGGGCUGA
This is a messenger RNA of Fusarium falciforme, 1575 nucleotides long. RefSeq lists its product as hypothetical. NCBI's taxonomy places the organism in Eukaryota, Fungi, Ascomycota, Sordariomycetes, Hypocreales, Nectriaceae. The transcript has 5 exons. The record is from RefSeq and is a predicted model, not a curated record. Bases 1 to 1575 code for a protein of 524 amino acids.